AUGGUCGCUCGACAGCCGCUCGAAGAGCGGAUCGACGCACACCGCCGUGCGCUGCACUCGAAACCCUUCCCGGGCUUCGGACACGCCCUCAAACCCUACUACGGCUUCGACCCCACCUACGUCCCGCUCAACAACGGCUCCUUUGGCGCCUGCCCCAACUACGUCCUCGACAUCUACAAGGAGUUUCUCGACGAAGCCGAGCGUCGACCGGACACGUUCCUGCGCAAGCACUACCAGCCACUGCUGAACAAAGCACGUGGGGAGCUGGCCGAGCUGGUGGAGUGCGAUGUCGACGAUCUGGUGUUUGUGAGCAAUGCUACGUCGGGAGUCAAUGCGGCUCUUCGCGGCUUGAAUGGGAGCUGGAAGAACAACGAGGCGAUCUUGGUGUACGACACAGUGUAUGGCGCUUGCGGCAAGACGGCGCAGUACAUUGUCGAUUCGAAUCCCGACUUCGACCUCAAGCUGAUCAAGGUUCCCCUUCGCUACCCACUCUCGCAUGAUGAAGUCGUAUCCGCGACCAAGUCGGCCAUCGAGGACGCCACAUCUCGAGGCAUCAAGAUUCGUGUUGCCAUCGUGGACGCCAUCUCCUCCAUCCCGGGCGUCAUCGUCCCCUGGGAACGACUCGUGACGCUCUUCCGCGAGCACUCCAUCCUCUCGCUCGUCGACGCGGCUCACGCGGUUGGCCAGAUUCCGCUCGACCUUCGCGCCGCGGAUCCAGACUUCUUCAUCAGCAACUGCCACAAGUGGCUCUCGGCCCAUCGCGGCGUAGCCUUCCUCUAUACUCCCGAACGCAACCAGCACCUCGCGCAGGCGAUCCCCACAUCGCACUCCUACCUCUCGCCCAACCUGCCAGCUCCAAAAGGUCCGGCGCUGAUCCCGAUAGACGCACCGAGCAACUACGUGGCCACCUGGGAGUGGACCGGCACCAUCGACCUAGGCAACUAUCUCACCGUUCCCGCCGCCCUCGAGUUCCGCCGGUGGAUGGGCGGCGAGCAGGCCAUCAUGCAGCACAACCACGCGCUCGCCGUGCAAGCGGGCAAGCUCGUCUCCUCCACCCUCGGCAAAGGCUCUGUGGUGAUGGAGACCACCGACCAGCUCAUCGCUAGCAUGGUCAACGUGUCCAUCCCAAUCACGCCCCCUCCGGCCGCAGAGGGCGAGGACGAGGCGGUUCAGCUCGGCAAGUUGGCGUACAAGCUUCAGAGCAGGCUCACCGACGAGAACGAUACCUUUGUCAUGUUCCACGUGCACGCGGGCAAGAUCUGGAUCCGGUUGAGUGCUCAGGUGUGGAACGAGGAGAGGGACUUUGUUUGGGUUGCCGAGAAGAUUGCGCAGCUGGUGCUCGAGGAGGGCAUGCAGCAGGCAACGGUGUAG
Messenger RNA from Kalmanozyma brasiliensis GHG001, 1371 nucleotides. Its product is annotated as Aminotransferase, class V/Cysteine desulfurase. Lineage: Eukaryota; Fungi; Basidiomycota; Ustilaginomycetes; Ustilaginales. The transcript has a single exon. The record is from RefSeq and is a predicted model, not a curated record. Bases 1 to 1371 code for a protein of 456 amino acids.